AGAUGCAACAAAGAAACAGAUGCUAGAUUGGGGAACAAGAGUCAGAAUAAUUGAUGGAAUUGCCCAAGGAAUUCUUUAUCUUCAUCAGUAUUCCAGGUUCAGGAUCAUUCACCGAGAUUUAAAAGCUAGCAACAUAUUGUUGGACAGCCAUAUGAAUCCCAAAAUAUCAGAUUUUGGAUUGGCAAAAAUAUUUGGUGAUAAUGAGCUUCAAGCAAAUACAAACCGAAUAGUUGGAACAUAUGGUUAUAUGGCUCCUGAAUAUGCUAUGGAAGGACUCUUCUCAGUAAAAUCGGACGUGUUUAGUUUUGGGGUCCUUUUGUUGGAGAUUGUAAGUGGCAAGAAGAAUACUGGCUUUUAUCAAACGAAUUCCUUCAAUCUUCUUGGAUAUGCUUGGGAUCUUUGGACAAGAAAUUCAGGACUGGAUCUAAUGGACAAUGCAUUAGAUGACAGUGAUACUUUAAGUAAUAACAGUCUGCAUACUGUGCCAAGGUAUGUGAACAUAGGACUUCUUUGCGUUCAAGAAAGUCCAAAAGAUAGGCCAACCAUGUCUGAUGUUGUAUCAAUGAUUGGAAAUGACACUGUGCUCCUUCCUUCUCCUAAACCACCUGCAUUUCUAAAGGUAAGAGGUGAUUAUAGUUCAACAUUGCCCUCAACAUUUUCAGUUAAUGUUAUCACAAAUACAACUCUGGAAGCAAGAUGAGUGACUAUAAAAUCCUCCUCCUUGUUCUUGGAUUAGACAACAGCUCUUUUCUAUUGAAAGUUUUCUGUAUCAAUUUCUACUUCCCUUAUAUAUUAACAACGGAAUC
Messenger RNA from Vigna umbellata (rice bean), 806 nucleotides. Lineage: Eukaryota; Viridiplantae; Streptophyta; Magnoliopsida; Fabales; Fabaceae. The record is from RefSeq and is a predicted model, not a curated record.